GAGUUGAUGGGUAACUUUGAAUGUGGUUCAGAAUGUGAUCCAACUGUUUCUUCUGUCAAUUUACGCAAUGCUAACAUUUUUCAUGUUAGCACCACAACAUCUCCUUAUUCAUCAUCUACUAUGCCAGUACACACAACAGCUUCUUCAACACCUACUUCCAUAUCGAUGGAAGCACACAUGUCUACUAAUUUGUUUCAUCGAAGAGAUAAAUAUAAUUAUGGCAGUUUAUUCAAUUCCAGCCAUACUGAACAACAACAACAACAACAUCAUAAUGUUAAUAGUAAUAAUAAUUCACAAAUGGAAAAUAUUCAUAUUGAAUCAGUGUCAUACGAUAAUCCUGUUGUAUACAAUCGAACAAAAAUGUCAUUAGGAAACUAUAAAAAAAGAAUAAAAUCAAUUAAAGAUAAGAAAAUAUCUUCACUUAAUUCGAAUUCGACUGUAGUACAAACUUUACCCGAUAGUUUAAAUAUACAUAGACCAUCACAUACUGGUAUACAUCAUCAAAUAUUAAGUUUACCACAAGAUUAUCAUAGUAUUUCAUUAACUAAUUCAAUGGAAUCAAAUCUUCAUCAACACAAUACUACUACAAUUCAACAAACACCUCAUGUUGAAAUACAAAAUUCACAUGGUUGGUUUAGUUCUACAGAUGAAGAGGAGGAGGAGGAGGAGGAGGAGAAUGAAACAAAUAAUCACAAUGUUGUCGGCGCUGUUAAUGUCAGUAGUUGUAGUAGUAUGAAUAAUAAAAUCAUAUCAAAACAAGCAAAGAAAUAUCUCGCCAGUGUAAAUCAUCCUAACACUAUUGCUACUAUAUCAAAUAAAAUACAAUUACCAACACAUUCAACAUAUUCUACAAUGAUUGGUCAAGAGUUUCUCAAUACAUCUAGACAAUCGACUCUUGUACGUUCUAAUAAUAAUACUGUCGAUAAUGAGGAUAAUAAUGUCGAAAACAAUCAAAAUGAUAAGCUGAAUGAUGCAAACAGUAUUAGUCUAACUGAUGAUCGAACAGAUGUGAUUUCCGAAUUUAUUCCAAUGCAUAAAAUGAAUGUGUUAUUAUAUGUAUCAGAUUUGUCUAGAAAACGUUAUGGAACAUUGAAUAGGAAGUAUUUACUUUAUUUCUGGUAUUUAAUUAUCAUAUCCAUUUUCUAUGGUUUACCAGCAGUACAAUUAAUUAUGACAUAUCAAAAGGCUGUUUUUGAAACUGGCAAUGAAGAUUUAUGCUAUUACAAUUUUGAAUGUGCUCAUUCAUUUGGCAUUUUUACGGCUUUUAACAAUAUUAUUUCAAAUAUUGGCUAUGUUAUGCUAGGAUUAUUAUUUCUUGGUCUAACUGCUCGACGCGAUAUUCUUCAUAGACGGACAAAAAAUGUAAACCCAAACUCUCAGAUAUUAGGUAUACCUCAACAUUAUGGUUUAUUUUAUGCUAUGGGUUUAGCAUUAACUAUGGAAGGAUUAAUGAGUGCAUGUUAUCAUAUGUGCCCGAAUUUUUCUAAUUUCCAAUUUGAUACUGCUUACAUGUAUAUACUUGCUAUGUUAAUAAUGUUAAAAAUUUAUCAAACACGACAUCCAGAUGUGAAUGCAUCAGCUCAUUCAGCAUAUAUGGUUAUGGCUGUAGUAAUUUUUCUAGGUGUUCUUGGUGUUGUAAGUUUCACUUGA
Schistosoma turkestanicum is the source of this 1650-nucleotide messenger RNA. The record is from the annotation of a GenBank genome assembly. NCBI's taxonomy places the organism in Eukaryota, Metazoa, Platyhelminthes, Trematoda, Strigeidida, Schistosomatidae.